Molecule: messenger RNA, 10739 nt
Organism: Herpailurus yagouaroundi (jaguarundi)
Lineage: Eukaryota; Metazoa; Chordata; Mammalia; Carnivora; Felidae
Gene: NRG3
Product: neuregulin 3
Exons: 14
Coding region: 1-2910 (969 amino acids)
Biological process (GO): intracellular signal transduction; animal organ development; nervous system development
Molecular function (GO): chemorepellent activity
Source: RefSeq, a predicted model, not a curated record
AUGAAUAAGUUGUUAAAGCUAAGUGGAAAUGAGAAGCAGAGGGAAUUUGUAGAGGCGGCUGAAGAAGGCAUUAGGGAGCACCCAGACAACACGGGGUCUAACCGCGCAAAGGUCGCCUGCUUCACCAGCAUCUCUCAGAGGAACUCGGAGGAAAGGUGGCUCUCCAUCCAGCAGCACCCGCCAUCAGGCUGGGGAGUGCAGACAACCUCCCACGCGCUCGGGCCCAGCUCCCUCGCCCCACAGCGUCAGUCUGACCCCAUCGGAUCCGUUCCGGAGACGGAAACCACCAUUAGGUGUUGGUGGGAGGCGCCACUCUGCCUGAAGCCCAGCCCGUCCGCGGCGGCUCGGCGCACACCGCACCCGCCCGGCUGCCAGAGCUCGCCUGGAGCCACCUCCGGCCGGAGCGGCGCCGGGGACCGAUUUCGAAUCCUCUGCGGCUCGCGCGCGGGUCUCCCUCUGCGGCGGGUCCGACAGCACCCGCCGCGGACGCCCCGAACGCCCCAGGCCCCGGGCUCGCGGCGGCGACGGCGCAGCUCGCUGGAGUUUGACUCUCGGGCGGCGGCGCGGAGCCGCGGGCGGCGGCGGGAGCGAGGCGAGCCCGGCCGCUCGCCCUCCGCGCUGCGCUCGGAUUGGUCUCUCCCAGAGAGUGCUGGCCGAGGGUUGGCUGCGGGCCGGCUGAAGAACAGGUGCACCUUGCCGCCCGGGCUCGCGGAGCAGCCGCCGAGAAACUCGGCGCGCCGGGCCGGGCGAGCGGCGGCGGCGGCGGCGGCCAGGACGGCCCCCUGUGUCGGAAUGCGGCUUUCCGCGGCGGCUGCGGCGGCGGCAGCGGCGGGCGGGGGCCCGGACGGCGGCGGCGAAGGGGCGGCCGAGCCCCCCCGGGAGUUACGCUGUAGCGACUGCAUCGUGUGGAACCGGCAGCAGACGUGGCUGUGCGUGGUGCCUCUGUUCAUCGGCUUCAUCGGCCUGGGGCUCAGCCUCAUGCUCCUCAAAUGGAUCGUGGUGGGCUCCGUCAAGGAAUACGUGCCCACCGACCUGGUGGACUCCAAGGGGAUGGGCCAGGACCCCUUCUUCCUCUCCAAGCCCAGCUCCUUCCCCAAGGCCAUGGAGACCACCACCACGACCACUUCCACUGCGUCCCCCGCCACCCCCUCCGCCGGCGGCGCCGCCUCUUCCAGGACGCCCAACCGGAUUAGCACCCGCCUGACGACCAUCACGCGGGCGCCCACUCGCUUUCCCGGACACCGGGUGCCCAUCCGGGCCAGCCCGCGCUCCACCACCGCACGAAACACAGCGGCCCCCCCGACGGUCCUGUCCACUACGGCCCCCUUCUUCAGUAGCAGCACGCCGGGCUCCCGACCCCCGGUGCCAGGAACCGCCAGCACCCAGGCAAUGCCCUCCUGGCCCACUGCGGCAUACGCUACCUCCUCCUACCUUCAUGAUUCCACUCCGUCCUGGACCCUGUCUCCCUUUCAGGAUGCGGCCACCCCCUCCUCCUCCUCCUCCUCGUCUUCCUCCUCCUCUGCCACCACCGCGCCAGAAACGAGCACCAGCCCCAAAUUUCAUACAACGACAUAUUCCACUGAGCGUUCUGAGCACUUCAAACCCUGCCGAGACAAGGACCUCGCAUACUGUCUCAAUGAUGGCGAGUGCUUUGUGAUCGAAACCCUGACGGGAUCCCAUAAACAUUGUCGGUGCAAAGAAGGCUACCAGGGAGUCCGUUGUGAUCAAUUUCUGCCGAAAACUGAUUCCAUCUUAUCGGAUCCAACAGACCACUUGGGGAUUGAAUUCAUGGAGAGUGAAGAAGUUUAUCAAAGGCAGGUGCUGUCAAUUUCAUGUAUCAUCUUUGGAAUUGUCAUCGUGGGCAUGUUCUGUGCAGCAUUCUACUUCAAAAGCAAGAAACAAGCUAAACAAAUUCAAGAGCAGCUGAAAGAACCACAAAAUGGUAAAAACUACAGUCUCAAAGCAUCCAGCACAAUGGCAAAGUCAGAGAACUUGGUGAAGAAUCAUGUCCAGCUGCAGAGUUAUUCAAAGGCGGAAAGGCAUCCAGUGACUGCAUUGGAGAAAAUGAUGGAGUCAAGUUUUGCCGGCCCCCAGUCAUUCCCAGAGGUCCCUUCUCCUGACAGAGGAAGCCAAUCUAUCAAACACCACAGGUACAGCAGGAGUCUCUCCUCUUGCUGCAGCCCAGGGCAAAGGAGUGGUAUGCUCCAUAGGAAUGCCUUCAGGAGGACACCCCCCUCGCCCCGAAGUAGGCUGGGUGGCAUCGUGGGACCAGCAUAUCAGCAACUUGAGGAAUCAAGGAUCCCGGACCAGGAUAUGAUACCUUGUCAAGGGAUAGAGGUCAGGAAGACUAUACCCCACCUGCCUAUACAGCUGUGGUGUGUUGAAAGAUCCCUGGACUUCAAGUAUUCGUCCAAUGGUUUAAAAACCCAACAAAAUGCAUCCAUAAAUAUGCAACUGCCUUCAAGAGAGACAAAUUCCUAUUUUAAUAGCUUGGAUCAAAAGGACCUGAUGGGAUAUUCAUCUACAAGGGCCAGUUCCGUGCCCAUCAUCCCUUCAGUGGGUCUAGAGGAAACCUGCAUGCAAAUGCCAGGGAUUUCUGAAGUCAAAAGCAUCAAAUGGUGCAAAAACUCCUACUCUGCUGAUAUUGUCAAUGUGAGUAUUCCAGUCAGCGAUUGUCUUAUAGCAGAACAGCAAGAAGUGAAAAUAUUGCUAGAAACUGUCCAGGAGCAGAUCCGAAUUCUGACUGAUGCCAGGCGGUCAGAAGACUACGAACUGGCCAGCGUAGAAACUGAGGACAGUGCAAGUGAAAACACAGCCUUUCUCCCCCUGAGUCCCACGGCCAAAUCAGAAAGAGAGGCACAAUUUGUCUUAAGAAAUGAAAUACAAAGAGACUCCGCAUUGACCAAGUGACUUGAGAUGGAGGAAUCUGUGCAUUCUAUGCUUUGCUCAACAGGAAAGAGAGGAAAUUAAAUACAAAUUAUUUAUAUGCAUUAAUUUAAGAGCAUCUACUUAGAAGAAACCAAAUAGUCUAUCGCCCUCAUAUCAUACUGUUUUUUAACAAAAUAUUUUUUUAAAGGGAAAGAAACGUUUCAGGAGGGAUAAAGCUUACAACGAAAGCUUUUGGGUAGAAUUCUGAAUACAAUUUCAGUUAGUCCCAACACCGGCCUCGUUGGCUCUUAGUAGAUGUGGGUAAUUCAGAUCCUUAGCCCCACAGCACCAGUGUCCUCAUAAAAAAGCAUUGGCAGUUACCUGGUUUCAAAGAGAUGAGCUGUAUCCUGAGGGCGGACGUGCCAGGGAGCAAGUGGCCCUUGCCAUUUGCCUUGCCAGUCCCAACCCCUAAAUUUCUAUUCACUCGACAGCCUCAUCACAGGUUAUGUCCUGUCAACAAAUGUAGUGUUUUCUAUUUCAUUUUUGAAGAAUGGCACAAAAACGCUGUAAGGGGGAGGGUAGGAGAUAGAAGGACUAAUUGGGGGACAAUCUUCGCUACUCUUAUGUGCCAGCUUCCUCUGAAAUUUGAAGGCACAGAAUCUCAGAGGGAGGUGUGAAAUUAUUAUAGAAAAAGAGAUGAGAAAAAUCACAAUGUCGUGUCACUAAAAUCAUGCUAAUAGAAAGAAGUGUUUUUCUUUGAGAUUGUUUAGGGGCUCCAGAGGAGCAUUUCUCAGUGUGUGCGUGCCCUUUGUGCGUGUGUGUGUGUGUGUGUGUGUGUGUCUGUGUGUGUGCGUGCACGUGCGCACAGGCGUGUGUCUGUAUGUGCUUGCUCACUUGAGCACAGGUAUGCUGUAUGCACAUGUGUUCAUUGUGUGUAUGUGUGUGCAUGUGUGUGCAUAUUAAGCUUGCUAAAAUUUGUUCUGAAACAUCAGGGAAUUUAAUAGUCAGAAAAGAAAUUUCCCUCUCAGAUCUGUUCACUUUGAAUUUAUACAUUAAGUGUAAAAUUCAGUUAGUAAGUUCUUAAAUCAAGGUCACUUGCAUGGCGGGGUCCUUUAAAACUCUUGACAAUGUCAAGAUCAUUUUCUGGUGUGAAUACUUUUGAGAGGAACAACUAUUGGCUCAUUAAUGGUAUCAGUAUCACAAGGCAAGUUGAGGAUGUGUGUUUAUUUUGAAUCAUGCGUACUUAAAUUAUUUACACAAGCCAAUUAUCAAACUGAAAGUUACCCUUUGCUUUCUCAUCAUCCUCAUUAUUAUUUAUUUUGUAGCAAGUCUACUAUUUGUGGACCAAGACAUUGGCUUCUGUGGUUAAUAUGGAAAGAAUAAAUUGUUGAAAUCACAAAGCCCAGACUUUUCAGUUCACAGGAAGCCCCCAAAAGAACAGUAAAUUGUGUUGUAUGUUCAUUUGGAAUAAAGCAAUAUUUUUACCACUGCUGAGGUGAACUGAAACUUCUCCUGAAGAUUCGUCUGUUUUAUUUACCCUUAUUUUCAUGGGGCAUUCAAGGAAAUUAGUGUUCACCUAACCGGUCUUUUCCAAUUAUUGGUGGUGUUGAGUUGUUAUGUUUACACUGUUUUAAAUAAAAAGGCACAGUAUUUGAAAGUAUAUAAAAGAUUUCUUUUACUGCAGUCUGGGAAGACUUUGGUUAAAUUUCCUUGUGGAAGAUUCACAUUACCUUGAAAGGGAAUGUAAUUUCUGAAACAAAUAUUGAAUAUAUACAAUUCUUUCUUGAGUUUAUGUUGUUUCUGUUUAAAAUACAUAGCAAAUUGCUCUUUGAGAACAUUCUUUAAUAAUAGACAUAUGCCAUGUAGGGAAAAAAAUCAUUGUUUUCUUAUCAACACUGUUUAGUGAAACUUCAAGGUCUCAAAUAUUGAAAAAACACUUUGGUAGAAAUGCAUUUUAUAUUUAACAAAAGGUUUUGGUAUUCAUUAACUGUCCUAUUAUACUUAUGUUAUUUUAAAUAUAGAGGUAAUGCUGUUAGACUCUUAAAAGAUUAUUACAAAUUUUUAAUGUCUAGAUCAUCUAGGUUCCCAUUUAAAAAAUUGUAUCUUUGGGAAUAUCUCAGAAAGGUGGUCUUCAUUUACAAGUAUAUAAAAAAAUCCCAUAAGCUGCGUAUUCAAUAUGUUAUUGGGUUGAAAUUUAUCACUCUUAACAAACACUAACUGGAAGGCCUCACAAGUCUUUUGAAGUCAACCUUGUUUCUUCGGUUUUUCAUCAAAAUGUUACCUGUUGUAUAACUAAAGGAUUCAUACAGAUUUCACCUAGUUAGCAGGUUAUAAUUACGUGGCCUGCAGCAGUCAAGUCAAAUAUUAUUUUCUCUGAAAAGACUGAAUAUUUUCAACCAAAUUUGAGUCCUAAUCCAGCCCCCUACUCAUUUUUUUUAAAGUGGAACCAUACAUCGUAUGAUUAUAAACACCUUCGUGCAUCCUGAUGAACAUGAAUAUCAGGCAUAUCCACUGGUGGUCUGAUGUAGUUUAGAGAUAUAGUUACUUCCUAAUUGAUAAUCAAGACAAAAUAUUCCAUGAAGAACAGAUAUUAAUGGUUAUUUCAUUAGUUAUUUGUCUCCUUUUGGAAUAUGAAGCUCUCCUGUAUAAAGGGUCCAAGCCCAAAAUGCACAUGUUUGGGCACCACCUGACAAGUGCUGAUAGCAUCAAGACUCAAAGUUGAUAUAACAUGACAAACACCUGGAGCCAUCGGUACCUUGUCCUUCAAGCAUGUGCCUACAGAGAGGUGCUUAUUUCUACAAGACACCUUUGAUUUUGCUUCAUGUUCCUUGUCUUUGUUAUGUGAAGAUAUUUGGAGGUUUGUGAUAAAGUAAGUUGCGGAUUAGUUAUUUACUGAAUAAUGAAUGUCACUCAUUAUUUUUUUACUCUGAAUCAUUUUCUGAUUAGUCUUUUUUUGAUGCAUAAAGUAUAUGUUAUUCUAAGUUGCCAGUGACUGCUGUGGAACGCUGUUGUGCAAAAUAUAUGACCAAUUUUAUGCUAAUGGGAAAUAAUAGAAAUGAUGUUGAAUUGGCCUCCAAAUUUUCUUUCGACUUUUUUGGUACGUUAUUAAAUGCUCUGUUUUACACUCUAAUCCAAUAUUUACCUUGCUGUGAGUUAAGGACUUAAUAUUUGUCCAUUUAUUCCAUCUCCAGCGAUUCACAUCAUUUCUAAGUAGCAAUAGGUCUUCUGCAGGAGGAACAGCACUGAUUUUAAAACUCCACAAAUUAAUCUCUUUUGAUAAUAAUAAUAGCAUAUCAGACCUACCAAAACGAGAAAAGGAGGGCCAAGCAGACUUCAAGAGUGUGUACACUGGCUUCCGGAUUAAAUGAUGGCUGCAAUUUAAGUGAGCCCUCUGGCGGCCACGGUGAAGGCUGUCAACAAUCAGGUCUCCACCAGAGUCCGCUUGUUGUAUGCAGCAGUCACACACACCCAUCUGCUGUAUGGUGCUACAGGAAACCCUGGCUCCCUAAGUGAGGGGAGAUGGUGGUUCCUUUGAUUCCAGCCCUGUAAGCCAGAAAAUAUCGCCCUGAGACAAGAGCUGUGAAACAUUUCCCAAAUGAGGAAAUAGUAUACUUAGAAGCAGAGCAGGAGGGGCGGGAUUUUUAUUUGAUCUUUUGGUAUCUGGGAAACAUUUUCUAUAUAAAGAAUACUUUUUUAUUAUUAUUCGAUUGUAUAGAUUCAGUAUCGUGUAUUCUAUGAUAGCACAUCUCUACUGUGUUUGUACUUUAGUCUUCAGAAAUUCAGAUUUCAUCCAGGAAAGAUCAGCACAGUGUUUCUGGGCUGUUCUCAAUUUUAGAUGCAUCCCAAUAUGUCAAGGGAAAUGAUGCCUUUAAAUAAGCUUUAUCUCUUCCUCUUUUAUUUUUUCUUUCCCUUUUAAAGAAAUAGUGAGGGUAAAGGAAGAAAUUCAUUCCUUAAGAUCUACAUUGUUUUCUUAUAAUAAUCUAUUUUCUACUGUGACUACACACACAUAUACACAUACAUACAUAUUUAACAUAUAUGUAUAUAUAAAAUAUGUAUAUGAAACUUACAUGUUUGAUUAUUUUGUUAGCUUUAUUUUUGCUUAAUUUGACAAAUAUUAAGGUGAAAUCCAAUGAAAUCAAACUAUGUAGAGGUCGGCCAACUUUGCAAUAUUUAGGUGACACAUGCAUUUUCCAGAACUUUCUCUUUCUUAGGUAAGCAGAAAUAUCCUUGGGCUGGAAAAUUCACAAGACCCUGAAAUAAAAUCUCUGCUAGAUUAUCUCUUAAACCUAAAGAUUAAACUAUGGGUGUAUAUGAUUGCUGUCCCUAUGGCUAUAAUGGUCUCAAAUAUAUUUUUUACAAAUAUAAACAUAAGUUCUCCCAAAGGUGCCUACACAGGUACCUUUGGCUUCUAGUGCCCACAGGCUCUAGUGCAGAGUUGAGUUGAAGACACGGUGUAGGGGGGUGGGGGAGGAAGGGUUGGAUAUUACACGUUAAUAUUGGAUUCCCAGUGAAGUUAUGAAGUUAAUAGCAGACGUGACCAGACACAAUCUUGAUAAAAUAGAGAGUAGGCUUCUAGUACUUUCAAAACUUUUUGUCCUAAACAUCUAUAUCAAUUGCAUAGGUAUUGUUGCCUAUGAAAUAAUUAAUUGUGCGAUAGCAAACAAUUUAUGUUGAGAGUCAUCUUUGUGAAAGCUUGUGACUUAUACAUACUAGUAGCUCCAUGACCCCAUCUGUCAAAAAGGGAGGAUGAUCUAGUUCAUCUUUGAUCUCCUUCCAAAUUGAAUAAUACCUGUUAUCCAACCACUCUAACUUAGACUUUACUUGGUCAUUUUUCAUGCAAUCAUUUCAACACAACCCCUCGGGAAUGUGUUGUAGAUAUGUCUUGUAAGGCUCAAAAAUUAUUGGAACCUGUAUAUCAAUCUAUAAAUAAGACUUACAUUUAUAAUAUUCCAUUUAAUUUCCAUAGAGAAUAGACAGGAUCACCUUUGUCAUUUUUAAAGUAUAUUUCCCUAGGACAGGUAAGAAAGUAGAAAGAGGAUGGCCACAAGAAUACCUAACUUUAAACCUUGAGCAUCAAAAUUUGCCCCAGAUUUCUGGAAUAAAUUUUGCUGCAGCUUUUUUUUUUAAAGAAAGUGUAUCCUUUGUGAACCUUUAUCAAACCCUGAGUAAAGGGUGCUUCAGAGAAGGCAUGAGACUUUGAACAUGUUCUCUUCUCACAGACGCAGUGACACUCACUAGAUACACAGGAUACAUGUUGAUAUACUCAAUUAUUUUUGCAUCUCAAACUCCUUAAGAUAAACCCUCCAAUUAAUAGUCAAUAAAUUAUCUGGGGACACUUCCACAUUAUAGUUGGAAAUAAUCUGCCCUUUGGGGCACAAUAGACCAAAAAAUGCAGAGUUUACUUAUUUAAUUUUGGUUUUAAUUACUGUUUCUGACAAAUCAAUAUCUAUUUGCUCUUCCAUAGCAUCCUGACUAGGACUAACAUUCUUCCAUAUAAUUUUUCUUCAUCAAUAUCCCAAAGUCUGAAUUUCUUAGUCUUCAGUAAAACAAUGUAGAAUUUUAAACUAUGUGAAUCAAAAACAAUACAUCUCUUUGUGUUGUUUUUAAAGUCAUAAGGAUUCCAUUUAGUUGUUUAUAAAAUCCAGAAGAAAAUGCACUUUUUUAAACUUUUUGACGUUAUUUAGACGUCUGAUGAACCAUUCACACAACCUUGUUCCACAUUACAUUGAUACAGUCCUUUCUGAAAUCAACUUAAAUUGAAGGGCUUAAACAAUCACACACACACACACACACACACACACACACACACACACACACACACCACAAACACACAGCAUUUUAAAAGUCAACGUGUCCUCCUUUUCUGUAGAGUUUUCUCUUACAGCUCACCCAAAUGUGUCCAAACUCUCAUGACAUGGAUGUCCUUGGAUUCAAAUAUGUUUCAUAGGAAAUGCACACAGCAAAAAUAUACAGUGAUUCUCUUUUAAGGUUUGUCCUAUACACCUGAUUUUGAAUCCUGUCUUUAUCAAAAAUGUCUGCAGAGUAGAUACAUUUGUUCAAACUGAAAUAAAGGGAAGAACAUACUACUCACCCUAAAAUCAUUACACAUUUAAGUGGCCACUGUGUAUAUUUCAAAGAUAAUUUGAGGGAAAUACCUUGACUCCCUCUUAUUUUUUCAAGUAUCCAAUUAUACAUAUUAAAUCUAAAUGAAAAAUGAAUUCCCUAGUUCUUCAUAAUUAAUAUAUUUUAUUAACUGAUUUAACCAUAUUUUAAAUACAGUAUGUAAGUCACACACAGAAGAAUACAUACAAAAUGGUCAGCAGAAUAUCUUUAGUAGUUAUUUAAAAUUUAAAAAAAAACAGGAACAAUCUCUUGUGCCUAUGAUAGUGAUUUUGUUUCAAGGAGUAUACAUGUUUCUUUUUCCAAGAAAUUAUUUCAAAAUGCUAUUCUCUACUCUGUGAAGUAGAUAUGAAGGCUUUCAGAAAUAAUGUAGAUUUUUGUCCCUUGACACCCCAGUAAAGUUUGGUUACAUUUUGUGGCACUUUUUUCAAGGGAGAUACACCAUACUGCUUAUUAAAAAUCAUAAUAUUAAUGAUCAAUUUAAUAAUAAUCUUGACUUUAUCAUGUAAGUUUUCAUCUGUGGAGUGACUCCUUGACUACCAUUUCCCUGUUGUAUCUUCUUAAAGAGUAGUCUUUGAUGAAUCUGGACACUCAGAUUCCCUUAGGUUGGGUUUUUACUGCAUGUUCCUUUUAUCUCACUUCUCAUUUAUUAAACUGGAAAUUUUCAGCUAAAAUGAGAGACUAAUGUGAUUUUGUAGAGAAAAUAGCUUUGUUCUUUUGAGUUGUGUUAGUGGAGGAAUAAACUAGUAAUGUUUCAAAUGUAAGUGAUAAUAAGGUUCAUGACUUUAGCCAAUAUCUUCUCAAAUACAGACAUAGCCUAGGGCCCUUUCAUUUUCCAAAUAUCGUUAACAGACUUUUCAACCUUCUUAUUGUUGUUUUUUUUACAAUAUUUUCUAUUUUGUAAGAGAGAAAGAUAAAAUCAUCCAUCUAUGUAAAAUAACAAAACAACAAAUAAAAGAAAAUGAUCAUCUUUAAACAUUGAAUAAAAAAUAAACCAAUAACAUUUUUAAAGGCUUCAAGUAAAAUACAACUAAAAAUCAAAUCUAAGGCUAAAAUAAUGUAAAGAAAUAUUAGGUAACUGGUUUGCAAAAUAAGAUGGGUUUCUGUUUCAUAAUUCUCUGUAAACUGGACUCUCCCCAUAAUAAUAUUUCAUUUUUUAGAAUUUCUGUUGGGCAUUAAUUAUGCCUACUGAGCUCAAACAUUAAAUAUACUAAAAUCAACACUUUUGCCAUUUCUUCCAACUUGACACAAAUUUAUGAAAAUCUAUGUUUAAGAUGGGAAAAAAUGCACAGAUUUGUAGAAUGAAUUGUUAAAUAUUAAUCCAUUCUUAUUUUCUCAUUGACAGUUUUCUCCAAAUGUUCCAUAUUCUAAGCUGAACAUAGAUGAAGCUACUGAAUCAAAUACGGAGACAGAUGCCAACACAUUCUGAAAAUUAAAAUGUGUGGCAUAGAUAUAUGGAGUGGCAGAAUAGGAAAAGGCAAGCUCACUUGGAAUACCUGAGGGAAGUUAGAAAUUCAGGUACUCAUAGGAUCUAAGAAGAGUCUACUGCAGUAAGUUAAUGAUUAAGGCCAAGCCAAACCAACCAACAAACAAAGCCGAGUACAAAGUAUGACCAGUCUUGUUUAUGUGAGUCAUCCUCCACUUUUUUCUUUCCUGCAGUAUCAUUUUUAAAGCAAAAUCUUUCUUAGAUCAAAAACCUAAACGGCUGAAAAGUAUACCAGAGAGAUUGAGAAAUGGGGUAUUCCUAUGUU